This is a messenger RNA of Sesamum indicum (sesame), 1118 nucleotides long. RefSeq lists its product as uncharacterized. NCBI's taxonomy places the organism in Eukaryota, Viridiplantae, Streptophyta, Magnoliopsida, Lamiales, Pedaliaceae. Gene Ontology annotation, cellular component: nucleus. Gene Ontology annotation, biological process: regulation of transcription by RNA polymerase II. The record is from RefSeq and is a predicted model, not a curated record. Gene Ontology annotation, molecular function: RNA polymerase II cis-regulatory region sequence-specific DNA binding; protein dimerization activity; DNA-binding transcription factor activity, RNA polymerase II-specific.
UUAAGUAAGGAAAUGGAGGCCAUUGGAGCUUUUCUUGAUGAAGAGUGGGAGUCAUUGAGCAAACUGUUUUCCUGUGAAGAUUCAUCAGAUUUUCAGCUUCAUUUUGAUGGCAGCAACUUGUUCUCGGGCAACGGUGAUAGCCCGUCUUCGCCCAUGAUGUUUGCUGCUGCUGAGAAUGUGGCUGCUGCUGAUGGGAGUCUGUUUUUCCCUCUUGACACUAAUUUCUAUUGUGUUUCACAAGAGAGCAGCAACAGCAGCGAGAAUGAUAGCGGCUGUUUCACCUGUCCGGUGGACGUAAACCACCAGGCUGCCAAUGGUGUAAGCUUCGUUCAUGAUUUAACCAAUGACUCAUUUGAGUCAAUGGGAUUUUGCACUAUGGAUGGCGGGAACGAUAGCUUAAUGCUGCCUGUUUUUCCUGAUGAUUUGAUGGAAGAGGUUGUUCAGUUGAAGGAAGACAUUCAUAUCGACCAAAUGGGCAGUGUUGGAAUUCAGCCUGUAGACAACGGUGAAUCUAUGCUGCAGCUCAAGAAGAAGUAUGAAGCAGCCGAAAUCCAGACUCAGGACAAGGGAUGUGAUAAUUCAUCUGAUCAAAGUCCUAAGAAAAGACCUCGGGUUUCAAGAGAUGCACAAAAAAAUAAGAGACCUCCCGUGUCGAAAAAGAACAAGAAAGCAAUGCAAAUUAGCAAUGAAGAAGAAGAAAACUAUGUUGGAGGUAAUGGGCAGAGCUCAAGCCCCUGCAGCUCUGAGGAGGACUGUUCCAAUGCUUCCCAAGAACUCAACGAAUCCAAACAAUCGGCCUCAAAAGGCAAAGCAAAGGUCACCAGGGGUGCAGCAACUGAUCCUCAAAGCCUUUAUGCAAGGAGAAGGCGAGAACGAAUUAAUGAGAGACUGAGGAUCUUGCAGAAUCUUGUUCCCAACGGAACAAAGGUUGACAUUAGCACAAUGCUGGAAGAGGCUGUCCACUACGUAAAGUUCUUACAGCUUCAAAUCAAGUUACUAAGUUCGGAUGAUCUAUGGAUGUAUGCUCCCAUUGCUUACAAUGGAAUGGACAUUGGGCUAUACCAGAAGGUUCUUCCAAAUCUAUGGCCUCACAAUUAAGCUAACAACAACCAGAACGG